Messenger RNA from Talaromyces rugulosus, 2055 nucleotides. RefSeq lists its product as uncharacterized. Lineage: Eukaryota; Fungi; Ascomycota; Eurotiomycetes; Eurotiales; Trichocomaceae. The transcript is spliced from 3 exons. Gene Ontology annotation, biological process: carbohydrate metabolic process. Bases 1 to 2055 code for a protein of 684 amino acids. The record is from RefSeq and is a predicted model, not a curated record. Gene Ontology annotation, molecular function: hydrolase activity, hydrolyzing O-glycosyl compounds.
AUGUCCGAAUCUCGGGGAUACCGGCCCAUCGAAGACUAUGGAAUCAUUGGUGAUAUGCACACGGCUGCCCUAGUGAGCAAAGAUGGGAGCUUGGACUUUCUGUGCUGGCCUGUAUUUGACUCCCCGUCUGUCUUCUGCCGGCUGCUCGACAAGGACAAAGGCGGCCAUUUCAGUAUCAUGGCAGAACAUGGCCAAGAUGCGCCCAUUAGCAAGCAGAGAUAUUUGCCCUAUACCAAUAUCUUGGAAACUAGAUGGAUCCACGAAGAAGGAGUUGUCAAUCUGUUUGACUUCUUCCCCGUCUCCAACACCAAGCCGCCGGGUUCGGACCGACAUUUAUCUGGAUAUUGCGCCUGCACCGAACCAGGCGGAAAUCGCUGGAAGACUGGCGCUAGGCACUCCGGGGUCAUACGUCGAUUGGAAUGCGGUCGCGGUGCGAUGACAAUGAAGAUGGAACUUUUUCCAUCUUUCAAUUAUGCUCGAGACGGCCACACUGUUCGCUGCAACCUGUCCAACGAGACUACGCAGAACAAGUUGCAGACCGUAUACUUUGAUAGUUUACAAGAACGUCUGCAGCUAGACAUCUGGGUAGACAGCAGGAAGGAAGGACAGGGUCACCCGAAGACUGUCUUCAAGUUGGAAGACCGACCGGGGUUCCUGGGGUCUGGCCUUGUCGCUGAGAUCUGUAUCGAAGAGGGACAUGAUCUAAUAUUUGUCCUACACAGCCCAGAGAAGGCGAUGCCGGGACCUACUCAGAUCGCGUCGUAUCUUUCUCGUCUCGAAACGGAAACUUUUGAGUUUUGGACAGAUUGGAGCCACAAAUGCACAUUCCGCGGUCACUACAGAGAGACAGUGGAAAGAAGCCUACUCAUUCUCAAAUUAUUGACCUACAAGCCGACGGGGGCUGUCAUUGCGGCGCCGACAUUCUCUCUACCCGAAAGCAUUGGUGGCACGCGCAAUUGGGAUUACCGAUACUCGUGGGUGCGAGAUACGGCUUUUACUCUAUACGCCUUUCUUAAAAACGGUUACGAUGAAGAGGCAGAAGCGUACAUCACGUUUAUAUUUGACCGUGUGUUUCCUCCACUGGUCAACCAAGAGACGAAAGAUGAACAUAAGCCAUUCCUGCCAAUCAUGUUCACCAUAAGAGGAGACUCUGAAGUUCCAGAAUAUGAACUGAAUCAUUUGGAUGGGUACCGCGGUAGCAGGCCAGUACGUAUCGGCAAUGCAGCGGCCUUCCACACACAGUUGGAUAUAUACGGCGAACUGCUGGACAGUAUCUACAUGUACAACAGCAAUGCCAAACCCAUCCAGUACGACCAAUGGCUCGGGAUUCGUCGGAUGGUAAACUACGUCAUAGAAGUGCGCAACCAGCCCGACAUGUCCAUUUGGGAAGUUCGCGGCAAGCCACAGCAUUUCUUAUACUCGAAGAUGCUUCUCUGGGUUGCUCUCGAUCGGGGAGUGCGCCUGGCAGAACGACACUCGACUCUGCCCUGCCCGGACCGACAGGACUGGAUCCGCGUCCGCGACGAACUGUACGACGAAAUUAUGACAAAGGGAUUCAACGCCGAAAAAGGAUUUUUCUGCCAGAGUUAUGAGAACAAAGAAGUCGUUGACGCCGCACUGAUGAUUGCCCCCUUGGUCCUUUUCGUCGAGCCGAAUGAUCGACGUUUCUUGAGCACGCUGCAGAGGGUCCUCGAGCCUCCAGAGAAGAACGGCUUGACUAGUGCUAAUAUGGUUUUCCGAUACGACCAUGAAAAGGCACAUGAUGGUGUCGGCGGGCGAGAAGGCGCCUUUAUCAUGAUCACCUUCUGGGCCAUCGAAUCCAUGUUCCGGGCCCUGAAAUAUACCAAAACGCUACCCAACGGCGACAACCUCCAGCGCAAGGCAAUCGCCUCCUUCGACAACGUGCUCUCCUUUGCCAACCACCUCGGCAUCUUCUCCGAAGAAGUCGCCGUUAGCGGUGAGGCAAUGGGCAAUGUGCCGCAGGCGUUUAGCCAUUUGUCGUGUAUUAGCGCGGCGAUGAAUUUGCCUGAGACUAUUACUCGUCCGUGGAAGUAA